GCAAGACUUUGAAUACACUGCGGAGCUAAAACAAUUCGGAUAUUAAGUAUCUCCGUUGCUUGUUCGUUUCUCUCAUCUCAAUCGUUGCCGAGUGACUAUCAAACACGCGUUAUGUACACGACCUCGUCCAUCUUUCUGAAUACUUUAUCACAGUGCGGGAUAACGCAUGCUUUCGUGAACUGGGGAUCGGACCAUCCAGCAUUGCUUGAGGAGCUUGAACGCCAGCGAAUAGCAAGCGGGAAGACUGAUUUGCAGAUCAUAACGUGUCCGAAUGAGAUGGUAGCUUUGAGUGCUGCACAGGGAUUCGCUCAGGCAUCUGGUCGCCCUGCGGCAGUAUUCGUGCAUGUUGAUGUCGGAACUCAAGCGUUGGCAGGCGCGAUUCAUAAUGUUGACAGAUGUCGGGUGCCAGUACUAAUAUAUGCUGGGGCUUCUCCAUUCACUCUGGAAGGAGAACUCAAAGGUUCAAGGAACGAAUGGAUUAUGUUCUUGCAAGAUGUCCACGACCAAUCAGCAGUCGUGCGCCAAUACAUGCGCUGGACAUGUCAAAUCAAUAGUGGCAGGAACGUUAGCCAGGUCGUCCGCCGAGGGCUCCAAUUGGCUAUGAGUGAACCUAAGGGCCCAGUGUAUCUAUGGGCACGCCGAGAGGCAAUGGAGGAAGAAUUUUCUGAAAAUUUUGCGAAGACGGCCAUAGAUGUGAGAACAUGGUCACCAAUAGAGCCAAGUGCCUUGAGCCAAUCAGCCGCUAGGUCCAUCGCGCAGAGUCUAAUGAAUGCGGAGAAACCGCUGAUCAUCACUUCAUAUUUGGGCCGGAACCCGAAGGCGAUUGUGAAGCUCAUAGAACUCUCCGAACGCACCGCUAUUCCCGUCCUCGUAUCUUGUCCGUCUAUGGUGAACUUUCCGCACAGCCACCCGCACUUUGUUGAGCUGUCUUUCGGUAUGGGAGUUAGUGAUUGGCUGCGCAGCGCCGACGUGAUUUUGAUCAUUGACUCCGAUAUCCCGUACAUCCCCAUGCAUAACAAGCCGCGAUCGGACGCCAAAGUCUUUCACGUCGAUGUCGAUGUGCUAAAAGACAACAUGGGCAUGUUUCAUAUAGAUGCACAAAUGCGAUGCAAGGCAGAUGCACAGCUUGCGCUUGCGCAGAUCCUAGAGCAUAUACCGAGUGACAUGGCAUCAAACGACUCGCGGGUCUCGACCAGAGCCCAGGAACUCAAGUAUUUGUCUCUCGAGCGUCAAGCUAGCCUCGAUUCCGCCGAGUCCACGUUACCGGCUGACGGCUCGUUCACCGUCCCAAACCUCAUGCGCGCUCUCAGAAAUUCCAUUCCUGUUCCUGACCGGACUUUGAUUCUGAAUGAAGGCAUCAGCAACUAUCCAUUUGUCUGGAAUCAUUUGAGGCCAGAGCGUCCGGGUUCUAUGUUCACUUCUGGUUCUUCGUCACUUGGAUGGGGUCUAGGAGCGUCCAUUGGUGCAUCUUUAGCUCUAAAUGGAGGAUCAUCCAACGAUCUCGACCUUGUUGUACUGGUAGUCGGUGAUGGUUCGUUCUUGUUUGGCGUGCCAGCCUCUGCCUUCUGGAUUGCUAGAAGAUACAGUACGCCAUUCUUGACAAUAAUCUUAAACAAUGGAGGCUGGAGGUCUCCUAAACUUUCUAUGAUGGGUGUCUACCCACAAGGGCACGGUAGCAAAGUAUCUGGGAAUCAGCUGACGGUUGGUUUUGGCCCAGAAACACCAGAUUACUCUCAGAUCGCGGUGGCAGCUGGUGGUGCUUGGGGGAAGCGUAUCACACAGGCGUCAGAAAUGGAGACAGCGAUGGCUGAGGCUGUCAACGUAGUCCGAACCGAAAAACGUUGUGCAGUCCUUGAUUGUGUGAUUGAGUCAAUUUGA
Messenger RNA from Fomitiporia mediterranea MF3/22, 1878 nucleotides. Its product is annotated as Thiamin diphosphate-binding protein. Lineage: Eukaryota; Fungi; Basidiomycota; Agaricomycetes; Hymenochaetales; Hymenochaetaceae. Gene Ontology annotation, biological process: L-valine biosynthetic process. Bases 112 to 1878 code for a protein of 588 amino acids. The record is from RefSeq and is a predicted model, not a curated record. Gene Ontology annotation, cellular component: mitochondrion; acetolactate synthase complex. Gene Ontology annotation, molecular function: flavin adenine dinucleotide binding; magnesium ion binding; thiamine pyrophosphate binding. The transcript has 8 exons.